Messenger RNA from Ochotona princeps (American pika), 4505 nucleotides. RefSeq names its product C-terminal binding protein 2 (gene CTBP2). NCBI's taxonomy places the organism in Eukaryota, Metazoa, Chordata, Mammalia, Lagomorpha, Ochotonidae. The record is from RefSeq and is a predicted model, not a curated record. The coding region runs from base 384 to 3374 and encodes 996 amino acids. Gene Ontology annotation, molecular function: oxidoreductase activity, acting on the CH-OH group of donors, NAD or NADP as acceptor; NAD binding; transcription corepressor activity. The transcript has 9 exons.
GCAAUUCCCAGUUGCUGGCUAGGAGGCUUAGAGGGAGCGGGCGGCCACUUCAUCAUGCUAACAAGAUGUCACAUGAACAGAAGCUUUAGGGGUUUUAUUUAGCUCCUAAUCCGCACGUUCAGCACGCCCAGAGCCAUGUGAGUGUGCUGGCCAGCAAUGGGGCCCCGGGCUUGGGGGACAGCCACCUGCAACGGAUCCCUCUCGAGCCCUUGGAGCCACGCCUGGGGCUGGAGGCACAGAAGCUGUGAGCGCGCUGUGCUGUCCACUAAGGUUUCUGAGGAUUAAUAAUUCAGGCCGCACUCGGAAACAGAAAACCCCUGGCCAGGCACCACUGCCGCUGUCAUCCCAAAAGGCUCGCUCACUGCCGGGGCUGUUUCUCAUGGAUGUCAGUGAGGAUUUGUAAAGAACCUGCCGUCACCACAGCCUCAGCCUUGUUCUUCCCAAUGCCCGUUCCCAGCAGGCACACAAAUAUUGGUCGUUCUCAGAGCUGGGAUGCCGCCGGCUGGUACAAGGGCCCCUGGGACAGCGCAGCAGCCCUGCGGCCUCCGGCCAGGAGAAGCUCUUUGACAUAUGGCUCAGGAGAGGGCGCCUGGGUCGAGCUGACAAACCAUCGCCCGCAGGACACUGUCCUGGCUGGCCCGCCCGAGCCCUGCCUGUUCCGCGAGGCCUUUUAUAACUCGGUCGCUGCCGGAAAGGGUUGUGCUCCUGACUUCGCCUUCUACGACAGCCGACAGGCGGUCAUGUCUGCUCCCAGCACCCUGCUGCCGCCAGGUUCCUACAGCGACCCGGCCAGAAGCAUACGGGCACCCAGAGAGCCUCCGUACUACCAUGACUCCAGAGGCAGCCGCCCGGUGCCCAGCUACGAAGUGCUCGGCAGCCAGAUGCCGUGGGAUCAGGUGCAAGGUCAAUUACCUGCCUUGCCGGAUGCUGGUCACCUGUACCGGGAUCCUGCAGGUAAGAUGAUCCCCCAAGGGCAGCGGACACAGAGCAGGGCCCCGUCGCCGGGGCGGUAUGGACAGGAACUGCCCGACUCCGGCUACGGGCCAGAGACGCCUGCCUGCCCCCCUGGCCAGGUCUACAACGACAUCGGCGAGAGACCUGUGGGUUCUAAUCCCGGCAGGCAGGUGACCCCGACAUGCCUGGUGGUGGAUCCCAGUGCAGCUGCAACACCCGAGGGUGGCUCAGCAAUUGCUCCCGGCGCCCUGCACCAGGGCUAUGGCCCUGUGCCCGAGAACGUUCAUGUCAGGAUGGCCUAUGAGAAUCGCGCCACCGACCCAGCCAACCUGCAGGGCAAGAGGAACAUGCUGCCGGAGUUCCUGGCCUUCUUGAGGGCUGAAGGGCUGACCGAGGCCACGCUGACUGCCCUGCUACGGCAGGGUUUCGAUUCUCCCACCGUGCUCUCCACCCUGGAGGACGCUGACAUCAAGUCAGUGGCCCCCAACCUGGGCCAGGCCCGGGUGCUCAGCCGCCUGGCCAGCAGCUGCAGAGCAGAGAUGCAGCUACGGAGGCUGGACCGGGCAGGCCCCCUGCCCCGGACACGGUCCAGCAGCUUCAGCCAUCGCGGUGAGCUGCUGCCCGGCGACGUGGCCUCGCUGGGAGCCACUGCCCUGCACCCCCAGCCUGCAGGUCCUCUGCAAGCAGCCGCCCCCCGAGCUGCCAACCCCACCCACCGGCCAGCCAGCGCCCCUUCACAACACCUCCUGGAGACUGCAGCCACCUACUCGGCCCCUGGGGUGGGUACCCAGGCCCCCCACUUCCCCUCCAACUCCGGAUACAGCUCCCCCACGGCCCUGACUGCACGGCCCAGCCCUGCCUACCCUGUGCAGGCAGGGGUGGCCUUGAGCCACCCAGGCCCCAGAACCGCCUACUCCACAGCCUACACAGUGCCCAUGGAGCUCCUGAAGCGAGAACGCAGCCUAGCCACCUCUCCGCUGCCCAGCCCCCAGCUCCUGCGCAAGCCCGGGGCUCCCGCUGAGCCCCCCUCGCUGCCACCCGUCAGCCAGAGCCUACACUCGCCUCACUCGCCGUACCAGAAGGUGGCCCGCAGGACGGGGGCCCCCAUCAUUGUGUCCACCAUGCUGACGCCAGAACCAAGUAUCCGCCCCCAGAUCAUGAACGGCCCCCUGCACCCCCGCCCCUUGGUGGCCCUGCUGGAUGGCAGAGACUGCACUGUGGAGAUGCCCAUCCUGAAGGACCUAGCCACAGUGGCCUUCUGUGACGCACAGUCCACGCAGGAGAUUCACGAGAAGGUGCUGAAUGAGGCCGUGGGCGCCAUGAUGUACCACACCAUCACCCUCACCAGAGAAGACCUGGAGAAGUUCAAGGCCUUGAGGGUGAUUGUGCGGAUCGGCAGCGGCUACGACAAUGUGGAUGUCAAGGCUGCUGGCGAGCUUGGGAUUGCCGUGUGCAACAUCCCAUCCGCAGCCGUGGAGGAGACGGCUGAUUCCACCAUCUGCCACAUCCUCAACCUGUACCGGCGGAACACGUGGCUCUACCAGGCGCUGCGGGAGGGCACGCGGGUGCAGAGCGUGGAGCAGAUUCGGGAGGUGGCCUCGGGGGCAGCCCGCAUCCGCGGGGAGACACUAGGCCUCAUUGGCUUCGGUCGCACAGGGCAGGCAGUUGCCGUUCGAGCCAAGGCCUUUGGAUUCAGCGUCAUAUUUUAUGACCCCUACUUGCAGGAUGGGAUAGAGCGGUCCCUGGGCGUGCAGAGGGUCUACACCCUGCAGGACCUGCUGUACCAGAGUGACUGCGUCUCCUUGCACUGCAAUCUCAACGAGCAUAACCAUCACCUCAUCAAUGACUUUACCAUAAAGCAGAUGAGGCAAGGAGCGUUCCUGGUGAAUGCGGCCCGUGGGGGGCUGGUGGACGAGAAGGCCUUGGCCCAGGCCCUCAAGGAAGGCCGGGUACGAGGGGCGGCCCUCGACGUGCACGAGUCGGAGCCCUUCAGCUUUGCUCAGGGUCCGCUCAAAGAUGCCCCGAACCUCAUCUGCACCCCACACACGGCCUGGUACAGCGAGCAAGCCUCCCUGGAGAUGAGGGAGGCCGCAGCCACCGAGAUCCGCCGUGCCAUCACAGGUCGCAUUCCAGAAAGCUUAAGAAACUGUGUCAACAAGGAAUUCUUUGUCACGUCGGCUCCGUGGUCAGUAAUAGAUCAGCAAGCUAUUCAUCCCGAGCUCAAUGGCGCCACAUACAGAUACCCACCAGGCCUCGUGGGCGUGGCCCCAGGGGGGCUCCCAGCGGCCAUGGAAGGGAUCCUUCCGGGGGGCAUCCCCGGGACUCACAGCCUCCCCACCGUGGCCCACCCCUCCCAAGCUCCUUCACCCAACCAGCCCACAAAACAUGGGGACAAUCGAGAGCACCCCAACGAGCAAUAGCAGCGGAUGCAGGAUGGUGGAACAUUUGGACAUACUCGGGACCAAGAGACAGUGAAGGCAAAGGAACUGUCUGAACCUGGACAUAGGCAUCAUUGAUGCUGCAGUGUUACAACGACGAGAGCUAGAAAACGGAAGAUGUCUGCUUACGGAAGCGCUGAAAGACUACAACGUGACUUAUUAACGACCAACUUCUGUUAUUGUAUGUUAUAAGUUUUUCAUCUGUGCAUCAAAUCACCAAGAAUAAAUAGAGCUUUUUCCUUUAUCAGUCCCUGGGGCACAGCAGGCCCUGAGCACCUUGCUCUACAAUGUUGCAUCAAGAGUUCCAAACAUCAAAUAAAAAAAUCUUGAGGAAAUCCCCACCCUGCAACUCUGGUCCCUGCGGUCUACAGGGCACGUUCCCUCCUUUGGAUCCCAGGAAGAUGGAAUCCCUAACAAGACGGAAGAACACUGCCUGAGUUGGACAUCUGCGCGUACAGGACGGAAGAUGGUGCGGGCUCCUGGAUGAAGUCUCUCAGCUGAACUGCAGACUCAGCGGGCAAGCCGGCUGUGAGUUCAGGAACACCCUCUGAUGAUGCAAAAAAGAAAAAAAUACUAAGUUUCACAAGCUGUUUGUACUCAAAUAUAUUUUCUCAGUUUCAGAUCCUCAGCUAUUUUAUUGAGUGGAAAGUCUUGAACUGAAAGGGUUCAGGAAGAAUAAUGUUGCAUUUCCUUACGUCUCAGGAAACACUUUUUAUGGUGACUUGUCAGAUUGUCUAGGAACAAACCCACUUUUUUAGACAUUGAUAAAGUCUUCUUUUCUUCACGUGAUAUUUUCUACAAGAACACUGCAGAUGUGUUAUUAGAUGUGACUGAUUUUAACACGUCCUAUUAGGUUUGUAUCUAGUUCCAUGUCCUACUCGUGGUCUUUGGUGACUCAUCACCUUUUGUUGGAAAAGCUGGCCUAUUUUCAGCCUUUGUAUAGGUACAUUCCUGUUUUUGUGACAAAAGAAAAACUUUAAAACUCCCAAGCAGAAAACUAAUGGCUAUCAGAAAUGUUUUGUUUUAGUGUGAGUUACCGUUACUGUAUUUGUUUAUUGUAAAGGUGGACAUUUAGCGUUCAGUGCAGUUUUCAAUAAAAAACAAAUUAAAAUU